CCCGCGACAUUUUCGCAACAUUAAACGUCAAAUUCCGGAGCCGUGCUCGGUGGGUGUUUGGAGCGGUUUGCUCUGGAGAGGGUAACAUCAUGGCGUCGGGAGCAGGAGAUUCGUCCUCUGGACACGAUGCAGAACUGGAUGAAUUAUUGGACAGUGCGCUGGAUGACUUUGACAAGACGUCAGCCCCUCCAGCCCCUGAACCCGCAGCUGCUUCCUCCUCAGCCAACGCUGGUGCAGAGAAGCCGCCUCUGCUUGAAGACUGCAAACUCUUUGAGACUCUCUUCGAGGGGGACAUGGCUGCCCAAGCCAAGGAGGAGUGGGAGAAGGCCAUGACUGAGUUGGCUCAGGAGGAGCCAGAAUUACUGCAGCACUUCCAGAAACUCUCAGAGGCUGCAGGCAAAGUUGGCACUGACACCGCCUCCCAACAAGAAUUCACCUCCUGCCUUAAAGAAACCCUUCGUGGCCUGGCUAAAAAUGCAGACAACCUGCAAUCCACAGGACUGGCUGGAGAUGACCUUGUCAAGGCUUUAGAAGGCCUGGGAUUGGAUGAGGGUGGUGAAGGAGGUGGUGAUGAUGCAAACAUCCUGCCCAUCAUGCAGUCCAUCAUGCAGAACCUUCUCUCUAAGGAAGUGCUUUAUCCGUCUCUCAAAGACAUCACUGUUAAGUACCCAGAGUGGCUGGACGCCAACAAGUCAAGCCUCAGCCCGGAGGACUACCAGCGCUACGAGGAGCAGGCCAAAAUCAUGGGAGAGAUCUGUGGGCAUUUCGAGAGGGAGGAGCAGGGGGCUGCAGAUAAGGAAAGCACGUUCGAGAGCAUCAUGGACCUCAUGCAAAAGCUGCAGGACCUCGGCCAACCACCCAAAGAGCUGGCAGGUGAUGCGCCUCCGGGCUUUAACAUUGACAUGGAGUCCCUCAAUCUCCCUGGAGGCCUGGGAAGCGGGGCGCCAGAGCAGUGCUCCAUCAUGUGAUGAGGUGACAGUGUGACCCAUCAGAAGCACCGGAGCCAGAGGGGGUCACUCUGGAUGCAUCAGCGACAGGCAGGCAGUGAAGGAGUGUGAAGUGAAGGUCAGGCAGCAGCGCGACCAGACCGUCAACACUGUUCUCCGUCGGGUAGAAGGUGUGUGGAAGCAGGAACAACAGGAGGAGGCACGAAAACCAACAGGAACAACACACACAAAACACACUCUCUUCUGUCGAAAAUCACCGAGUGCACAACUGAGAACAUUUUACCAUCUCUGCGUUAGUUUGUCAGCGGUUGCCGUAGCUCCUUCACGGUUUGACAGCAUUCCUUUAAAAGAAAACACCACUGCCGCUCUCAUUUUUGUUUUUACAGUGCUGUUUAGCCUCAUGGUGAAAUCAGUCAAACCGCUUCACGGGUAUAAACAGUGCCUUUGCAAGAUGAAUUUUAAGUUACUAGUUUUAUGUCUCAUCAUACGGUAAAGAUGUUGCAGCCUUUCAGCUAAGCACUUAAGAUGAUAGUUUUAAUGGUGUGAAUUUGCAUUAUCACCCCAAGUUUACAGGUUAAGUUAGUUGUGAUUCUUGGUACUUGACUAACCCCACACAUCUGUUUCUGUGCAGGCUGCACAGGAUUUAAGUGAACGAGUUAAUUGCCCAUUAACAUGUAAAGAAACUGGACUACUGUACAUUUAAUAACUUAAAGAAUUAAAAAAAAUAAAACUACCAAGGAUUUAACACUUCAUGAGACGUUCCCAACACCUACUGUAAUUCAGCCAUCUAAAUUAAUAGUGCUAACUCCCCCAAGUGUUGUCCCCCGUUCUCAGGUGUUGAUUUGAAGUGAUUGAGAUGUUGAUUCCCGGAUGCCUUUGCUGUGGUUUACGGUGAUCAUUAUAGUGUAAAGUUACUGUGCAAAGUGCUUCCCUUGUGAUUCCCAUUGUUUUUAAUGUGGUUUUCUCAGAGAGAAAAACACUUGUGCGAGCGAUAACGUGUACUUAAAUCCAAUACCCUCCAUUAAAAGUACAUCAUGGCCUUUCCAGAAAAAGUGAAAGGCAGAGUACUAAACAUCACAUGUCAUAGGAGGAGAGAAACACGCUUAUAAUUCAUGAGUAACACAUCAACGGCCUGAUGUUUGCACAUUUCGGCCCCGGGUGAUUGGUUCGUUCCAGAGGCCGCUUUUCACCGGCUGCUGUUGCCAGUGGACAAAUGUUUUAGUGCGGUGCCCGUAGAGAGAGGUCUAGAAACCACACGACCAUCAGCUCAUCAAUAACCGGACAGUAAAGGGGUGAUGUGAAAGGAUUCAGUCAGCCGUACAGCUGAGAGACCUGUGGUUUUCAUCAGGGGGAGGGGGUGUCAUCUAUUCAACUCUCAGGGCCGAUGCAAACGCGCCCGGAGCACUGAUUUAAAAAAAAAUAAAAUAAAAUGCAACCUGUUAUUUGACACUGUUUUGAUUUGUUUUGUAAAUAUGGUGUAUAAUAAAGUCACAAUAUACUGCA
Scatophagus argus is the source of this 2450-nucleotide messenger RNA. It is a transcript of the gene pex19, whose product is annotated as peroxisomal biogenesis factor 19. The transcript is spliced from 8 exons. Bases 90 to 968 code for a protein of 292 amino acids. Gene Ontology annotation, cellular component: peroxisomal membrane; peroxisome. The record is from RefSeq and is a predicted model, not a curated record. NCBI's taxonomy places the organism in Eukaryota, Metazoa, Chordata, Actinopteri, Scatophagidae. Gene Ontology annotation, biological process: protein import into peroxisome membrane.